Molecule: messenger RNA, 1524 nt
Organism: Octopus sinensis (East Asian common octopus)
Lineage: Eukaryota; Metazoa; Mollusca; Cephalopoda; Octopoda; Octopodidae
Product: opioid growth factor receptor-like protein 1
Exons: 7
Coding region: 115-822 (235 amino acids)
Cellular component (GO): membrane
Molecular function (GO): opioid growth factor receptor activity
Source: RefSeq, a predicted model, not a curated record
CACCGCUCGUUAGUUUCCAGUAAUUUUCUGUUUCAGUUUACUUCCUGGUUUGAAAUAAUCGAAAGAGCAGUCGAGAAAAAAUAAUCGCUCACUUAGAACAUAAAGAAAAGAGAAAUGCUCGCGAUGUGGAUAAUCUUAGUGAUUAUAUUAUUCAUACUAAUUGUCUUGUUUUGUUUAAUUUUAUGUUUCUGUAAGUCAUUUGACUGCGGCCAUGCUGGAGCACCGCCUUUAAUCGAGCAACUCGACCCCGGGACCUAUUCUUUUCAUCUGAAAUCUGAACCGGAAAUCUAUGGAAAUCAUAAUCCAAAUCUGGACUUCUACAGUAAUAGCAGAAAGUCCGAACCAAAUGGUGAUUAUAUAGAAGAUAUUCUAGAAAAUUGGUUUGGUGAUUAUGAGAAGCUGGAACGUCAUCAUGGCUAUAUCCAGUGGUUGUUUCCCAACAAAGUUACAGGUUUGAACAGACAUGCUUUCCGUCUCAAUGAUUAUGAGAUUCAGGAGAUAUCUAGAAAUGAAAUCUUAAGAGAUAGAGUGAAAAGGAGCUUUCAUUUGAUGCUGGAUUUUUAUGGCAUGUCUAUGACUGGUGACUGCCAGUUUGCUUUAUCACUUUCUAACAAUGAUAGAAUCAAAAAUCUGAAAGAAAGCCCUCAUAACUUCCUGAGAAUCACCAGAAUCUUAACAGCCCUUGGAGAAUUUGGCUUGAGGAGAGAACAGAAAAACUGGUUACGUUUCCUGGAGGGUAUGGUUGAGAGAGGAAUUCUUAAAGAAGCUGACUAUUCUCUUAACAAUUUUUGGACUCCAGCCGUUCAAGCCUUUGACAGAUAACUCAGUUUAAAUUCUGAAAACAUUAACAUAUUUUGCUAAAAUAUUUUGCAGUUUAUUCUGAAUUAUAUAAUUUUAUAAGUGCCUUAUAAUAUUCAGUAACUUCCUUUUCACAUUCUGGUUUCAAAUUUUGCCAGGUUCUAAUUUUAAAUUCAUACCUUUCUGGGUCACAUACUGCAUAUAAACUGAAUCAUCUGUUUCCUCUACAAUACAAUUUUUAGAUCAGUACCAGACCAAUUGUCCUGUGAGUUUGGGACUGAAGGUGUCCCAGAUUUCUGAAUUCAUGCAUGUGUCUGAAUAUUAUCUGAAUAUCAUCUAUGUAGAUGUGUGACAAAUCGAUGUUUAUUGAACUACAGUGAUUCUUGCCUCUGGUCAUCAGUACCAAAUUGACCCAUUUCUCUAUUUUGAAAGAAAGUUUCAUAAAAAUCCAUGAAACUCUUCUCAUCAAUGUUUGAACAUAACUCAGUCAUUGAUCUGAUUUUCAUAAUUUCUUAUUCAUAUUUCAUCUAUGUGAGUUUGAACUCACAUAUUUUAGGUAGUAAUGGAAUAUGUGAGAUAAAUUGACAAUCAACUGACUCAUUUCAUUGUAAAAUAUUAAACUGGAAUUUUUAUUGAGAUAUUGUUUAUAUUGGAUAUUAUAAAUGAUGAAAAAAUUACUCUGUUAUGAGCAUGGCUUAAUAAAAGAUUUUAUUUUUCAAUUAUAAA